Pyrus x bretschneideri (Chinese white pear) is the source of this 597-nucleotide messenger RNA. RefSeq lists its product as uncharacterized. Lineage: Eukaryota; Viridiplantae; Streptophyta; Magnoliopsida; Rosales; Rosaceae. The record is from RefSeq and is a predicted model, not a curated record. The coding region runs from base 1 to 597 and encodes 198 amino acids. The transcript has a single exon.
AUGGCGUCAACGAGUCAACGAUCUCUCCUCCUCUUCAUCGCGCUCCUCUCCCUCUUCGCAAUCUCCGCCACCGCAUCAAGGCCCUGUAAAACCCUCUUCGUUUCCUCCUACUCCUUCUCCCUCCGCCGCCUCCCCUCAUCCUCUUCCUCCUCCGGCUUCGUCACCAUCGUCACCGAGAUCAGCCAGAUCCGCCCCGUCCACCUCCACCCCGCCCGAUUCGACGAUGGCUUCGUCCCACACCCUCACCACGACGCUGCCAGCGAGAAGCGAACUCAGACGGCGCCGCUCUUUCCCGUUAUAGGAACGGACUCGGGGUCUUCCUCCUACGACCUCAGCUCCCUCCGCGAUCGCACCAAGGACAUCCUGAGCGUCGUCGUUUCGCUACUCUUUGGCGUCGGCUGCGGCGCUCUCACCGCCGCCAUCAUGUUCCUGGCUUGGUCCGUCUUCAUCAGUCGCCACGACAGCGGCUCCAGCUCUUCCGAUGACGAUUUCGAAGACUUCAACCCGAAGAAGAUGGGGUAUGUCAAGAUUCCGGAGGUGACCGCUGACUCCGUUUCCCCACCACCGUCGACAGUCAAGGAAGCCACCGCUGUGUGA